CGGGGGGCUCGAGGUGGCGGAGAAGGAGGAGGAGGAGAAGGAGAAGCAAGGAGCGGCGGAGACUGCCACCCAUUCGGGAGGUUUAAAUUAGCAUCAUGGCUCAUUCCAAGACAAGAGCCAAUGAUGGAAAAAUCACUUAUCCCCCAGGAGUUAAAGAAAUAUCUGAUAAAAUUUCUAAAGAAGAAAUGGUGCGGCGGCUAAAAAUGGUUGUAAAAACCUUCAUGGAUAUGGACCAGGACUCUGAAGAAGAAAAGGAGCUGUAUUUAAAUCUUGCUUUACAUCUUGCUUCCGAUUUCUUUCUAAAACAUCCUGAUAAAGAUGUGCGCUUGCUUGUAGCGUGUUGUCUUGCUGAUAUUUUUAGAAUAUAUGCUCCUGAAGCACCAUAUACUUCACCAGAUAAACUUAAGGAUAUAUUUAUGUUCAUAACAAGACAAUUGAAGGGACUGGAAGAUACAAAAAGUCCACAAUUCAAUAGAUACUUUUAUUUACUAGAGAACAUUGCAUGGGUUAAAUCAUACAACAUUUGCUUUGAAUUAGAAGAUAGCAAUGAAAUUUUCACACAACUGUACAGAACAUUGUUUUCUGUAAUCAACAAUGGGCAUAAUCAGAAAGUUCAUAUGCACAUGGUGGAUUUGAUGAGCUCUAUUAUUUGUGAAGGUGAUACAGUGUCUCAGGAGCUUUUGGAUACAGUUUUAGUUAACUUAGUGCCUGCACAUAAGAACUUGAACAAGCAAGCAUAUGACUUGGCAAAGGCUUUAUUGAAGAGAACAGCCCAAGCUAUAGAACCAUACAUUACUAAUUUCUUUAAUCAAGUGCUUAUGUUAGGAAAAACGUCUAUCAGUGAUCUCUCCGAGCAUGUUUUUGACUUAAUUCUGGAGCUGUAUAAUAUUGAUAGCCAUCUUUUACUCUCAGUUUUGCCACAGCUUGAAUUCAAACUUAAGAGCAAUGACAAUGAAGAACGCUUGCAGGUUGUCAAGUUACUAGCAAAAAUGUUUGGGGCUAAGGAUUCAGAAUUGGCAUCUCAAAACAAACCACUCUGGCAAUGCUACUUGGGGAGAUUUAAUGAUAUCCAUGUACCUAUCCGUCUUGAAUGUGUAAAAUUUGCCAGUCACUGCCUUAUGAACCAUCCAGAUCUAGCAAAAGAUUUAACAGAGUAUCUUAAAGUGAGAUCUCAUGACCCUGAAGAAGCUAUUAGACAUGACGUUAUUGUAUCAAUAGUUACUGCUGCUAAGAAAGAUCUCUUACUUGUCAAUGAUCAUCUGCUUAACUUUGUGAGGGAGCGAACACUUGACAAACGGUGGAGAGUGAGGAAAGAAGCCAUGAUGGGACUUGCACAAAUAUACAAGAAGUAUUCUUUGCAGUCAGAAGCUGGAAAAGAAGCUGCAAAACAAAUUGCUUGGAUAAAAGAUAAACUGUUGCAUAUAUAUUAUCAAAACAGUAUUGAUGAUCGUUUGCUUGUGGAACGCAUCUUUGCUCAGUACAUGGUUCCCCACAAUUUGGAAACAAAUGAAAGAAUGAAAUGCUUAUAUUACCUUUAUGCAACUCUGGAUUUGAAUGCUGUUAAGGCCUUGAAUGAAAUGUGGAAGUGUCAAAAUAUAUUGCGGCACCAAGUCAAGGAUUUGGUUGAUUUAAUUAAGCAACCCAAAACAGAUGCCAGUAGUAAAGCUAUAUUUUCAAAAGUGAUGGUGAUAACAAGAAACUUGCCUGAUCCUGGCAAAGCACAGGAUUUCAUGAAGAAAUUCACUCAAGUUCUAGAGGAUGAUGACAAAAUAAGGCACCAGCUGGAAACUCUUGUUAGCCCAACUUGUUCAUGCAAACAAGCUGAAGGAUGUGUGCGAGAAAUUACAAAGAAGUUAGGAAAUCCCAAGCAACCUUCAAACCCAUUCUUGGAAAUGAUAAAAUUCCUUCUGGAGCGGAUAGCCCCUGUGCACAUCGAUACAGAAUCUAUCAGUGCUCUUAUUAAACAAGUGAACAAAUCUAUAGAUGGAACAGCAGAUGAUGAAGAUGAAGGUGUACCUACUGAUCAGGCAAUUAGGGCAGGCCUUGAAUUGCUUAAGGUACUUUCGUUUACACACCCUAUCUCAUUCCAUUCAGCUGAAACAUUUGAAUCCCUUUUGGCUUGUCUAAAAAUGGAUGAUGAAAAGGUAGCUGAAGCUGCACUGCAAAUUUUCAAGAACACGGGAAGCAAAAUUGAAGAGGAUUUCCCGCACAUCAGAUCUGCUUUGCUACCAGUCCUGCACCAUAAAGCUAAAAAAGGACCACCUCGUCAAGCCAAAUAUGCUAUUCACUGUAUCCAUGCAAUAUUUUCCAGCAAAGAAACACAAUUUGCACAGAUAUUUGAGCCUCUACAUAAGAGUCUUGAUCCAACCAACCUUGAACAUCUUAUUACACCUCUGGUUUCCAUUGGCCACAUAGCUUUGUUGGCACAUGAUCAAUUUGCUGCCCCAUUGAAAUCUCUGGUGGCCACAUUUAUUGUUAAAGACUUGUUAAUGAGUGACAGGAUGCCAGGAAAAAAGACAGUUAAACUAUGGGUGCCAGAUGAAGAAGUUUCUCCUGAGACUCUUGUAAAGAUCCAGGCCAUGAAGAUGAUGGUCCGAUGGUUGUUAGGAAUGAAGAAUAGCCACAGUAAAUCAGGAACUUCUACCCUGAGACUAUUAACAACAAUAUUACACAGUGAUGGGGACCUUACAGAGCAGGGGAAAAUUAGCAAACCGGAUUUGUCUCGUCUGAGGCUGGCUGCUGCUAGUGCUGUUGUGAAGCUGGCACAAGAGCCUUGUUAUCACGAAAUCAUCACAUUAGAACACAGUUACCAGCUGUGUGCCAUUAGCCAUUAAAUUUGCUACCAAGUCAGACAGCUUUUGCUCAGGAAACUACACAAAGCCUAUCAGGUUAGGUUACCACUGAGGUAUAUGGCCAUCUGUGCACUAUGUGCAAAAGACCCAGUAAAAGAGACGCAGCUCCAUGCAAGACAAUGUCUAGUGAAAAAAAACAUAAAUGUGAGAAGGGAAUAUUUGAAGCAGCAUGCAGCAGUUAGUGAGAAACUUUUAUCACUUUUACCAGAGUACGUCGUUCCAUAUACUAUUCAUCUUCUGGCGCAUGAUCCUGAUUAUGUCAAAGUUCAGGACAUUGAACAACUGAAAGACAUUAAAGAAUGUCUUUGGUUCAUAUUGGAAAUAUUGAUGGCUAAAAAUGAAAAUAAUAGCCAUGCAUUUAUCCGGAAAAUGGUAGAAAAUAUUAAACAGACAAAAGAUGCUCAAGGACCUGAAGACCCAAAAAUGAAUGAAAAACUUUACACAGUGUGUGAUAUAGCGAUGAACAUCAUCAUGUCAAAGAGCACAACAUAUAGUUUGGAAUCUCCCAAAGACCCUGUACUUCCAGCUCGAUAUUUCACUCAACCUGACAAGAAUUUCAGUAAUACCAAAAAUUACUUGCCACCAGAAAUGAAAUCAUUUUUCACUCCAGGAAAGCCCAAAGCAGCCAAUGUUCUUGGAGCUGUUAAUAAGCCACUUUCAUCAGCAGGCAAGCAGUCUCAAUCUAAAUCAUCACGAAUGGAAACAGUAAGCAAUGCCAGCAGCAAUUCAAAUCCAGGCUCACCUGGAAGAAUCAAAGGCAGACUUGACAGCACUGAAAUGGACCACAGUGAAAAUGAAGACUAUACAAUGGCUUCACCUUUGCCAACAAAGAAAAAUGAUAAGAGAGAUGACUCUGAAAUUUCAGAGCUGGAAAAGCCCAGAAGCAGGAAGAAAAUGAUUACAGAUCCAGAAGAGAAGUUGGGUAUAGAUGAUCUGAGUAAACUAGGACAAGAACCAAAACUUAGAAGUGGUCAGCGAGGAAGAAAGAGGGCAGCAGUUAUUUCAGAGCCAGAGGAACCUCAGUGGUCAGAGGAAAAGAGACUAAAGGAGGAUGUCCUAGAAAGUGAAGAUGAACAAAACAGCCCACCAAAGAAGGGAAGACGAGGACGACCCCCCAAGGCAGCUGUUGGAGCCACACUAAAGGAAGAAUCAUCAGUAAAGACAUCUAAAAGGGGCAGAAAAAAAGCCACACCGGUAAAACCUGCAGAGGAGGAAGAGGAGGAGGAAGAGGAGGAAGAGGAAGAAGAAAGACAAAUGGAAAGCAUAGAGCAGAAGUCAAAAGUUCGGCAGUACAAGACACCAAGGAAAACACAACAGAGGUCUGAAUCAUCUGAAAUAAGUACAACUGAAUCCAACCAGUCCACACCACAGAAAAGACGAGGGAGACCACCAAAAACACCACCUUCACAGCAGAAAAAAGGAAGAGCUGGACGGGCAAAGCAAACAGCAAGUAAAGAAAAUGAAUCUGGUGAAGAAAUGGAUGUAUUUCAGAGUAAUUCACCUGUUGAAGAUAUUCCCCAAGAAGUAACAAUGGAAGAAGAGGAAGUUUCCACAGUUAAAGUACGCCGAAGGACAUCCAAAAGGGAAAAGCGAUGAAAAAGCCACAUUGCCAGCAUUUUAAAGUGAAGUCUUUGAAGAAUGCUCUUUAUUAUUUCAGACUGAAGCUCUUGGUGCUCACAAUGGGAAUUGCUGGUGAAAGCUAGACAAUUUUCCUGCCCUGCAAUUGGAGUUUCCAGGUCACAAGCAUAAGCCACACACAUGUUAAUAUCAUAAACCAUGGAUUUUUGUGAAGUGUAACGUGUGUUGGCUAUAUAGACACAUGAACAAAAGAAACAGCCUGUAAAUAAUCCUUUUUUAAAAAAUGUUUCUGACUCCUGUGUGCUUGUAUAGCUUUUACUGCGGCUUUAAACCUGACAGUACAAAACUGUUAGAUCUAUUGAUUUCAAAAAAGGAGGAAAAAUUAGAAUGGAUAUCAAGCAAUAUCUGUCAGUGUCUGUAUUUUUUUGUUUUUUGGCAUUUAACUGUGAAAAAAAAAAUCAGUUUGACAUUAUAGUGAUACUUCUAACAGUAUUUGUUAGAAAGUAACAGAAAAAACCAUGGCCUCUUUUUCUUUAUAUAUCUAAUCCAGUGUUUACCUUUGGCCCUCAUCUGUCUUUGGAGGUGCCAGACUGCAUUUGAAAUGAUUUGGGAUGAAAUAAUACAGCUAGAAGCAGAUUUGUGAAAGAAGAUUUAUUUUACACACCUCAGUAUUGAUACCAGAUUCUUCUGGACCUUUUGUGACAUUGAGCAUUUAAAAAGAAUUUAAUAGUUUAAUUUUUAAAGUGUGUUAUUAAAUAAUGUAAUGAGAGCCUAUCUUCUUAUUUUCCUUAAUAGUUUUUGUUAAUCUGCUGUAUCAAUAAAAUUCUGCAACUGAAUUUUUAAUAGUCUAGUAUCUCAGUGUGCAUAUUCCCUCCUGAACAUUAUGUUCAAAAAGAGCAAAUUAUUGCAUUAUAAUAUGAAACCUGAUAUCUGAGCUUUAGUGAAAAUACAGGUUUUAUUACUAUGUAAAGUUAAUUGAAAGAAAAUUUUAUUGAUGCAGUCUGUCUUUAUAAAGCUGUUCCUUCUUCAGAGCCACGUGUUUUGUAUUUCACAGUGAUUGCAUGUUUAUGAAAAAAAUGUAAUGAAAUUGCAAUGUAAUUUUAAAGAGUCUUAUCUGGUGUAGGAUAUCCUACACUGCCUCAUGAGAAGAACCUUCUACCAAGAGCUUAUUGUAUUUUCUUUUUUUGUUAACCAACUUUUUUUUUAAUUUUUCUGUGUGUAGGUGUGGACAGUUGGGAGAGGGCUUAUGGUGAACAUGUUUUCCAUUGAAUCGUCAGUGAAAGAAUAUUUCAGUCGGGGUAUUCUAAAUCUUUAAGGAGCUUCACUUUAUGUACCCACCUUCAAGUGGUUGAACUUUGUUUCUUGGGUAAAAUUACAAAAAUCAAACAAACUGGGAAAUUACUUAAGGCGUCCUGUAUGCAGUUUUGCAAACUGUGUUUGAACCAAAAUGUGUAGGUUUUUAUUUAUGCUUUGCGAGGCACACUUUAUAGUUUAACAUGUUGUUUUUCUUGCUAGUAGUAAAUAUUAGAGCAUCAAAUUUUAACUUAUUAAUAUUUUAUCUCAUGGAAUAAUGGAACAUUGUCAGAAAUUAACCAAGGCAUCUUUUAAGUUAUAAUUUCAAGGGGAUAUAUGCUAGGGAAGAGAUGAGACUCCACGGUUGUUCCAGAACAUGUUAGCAAGUAAAAUUUUCAGAGGAAAUUCAGCUUUUUUUCUAAACUUUUUCAUUAUAUGGUUUUUUAAAAAAAAAUCAGCAGCAGCAAUAGACAAAGCUAGACAGUUUGUGUUGAUCAAGCUGUUCUGCUUAAAUGCUUCCUUGAAGAACCCCUUUUUACUGUUCUGGGGCUGUCCUUUGUUUGAGUAACAGCUGUUUAAAAACAUUAGCUAAAGGUGGCUCAGAUGACUUCACUUAGAAAUUUCCCUAUCAGCUCACAAAGUUUAACAGUGCAAAUAAGAGUUUUUAUAUAGUAGAAAAGAAAAAUAGUAUGUUAGUAUUUCAUUUUCUUAAACUGACAAAAUUGCACUGACAACAUUUAGUAAGUAUAUGCAUAAAACGAUUUGAUGCAAAAUAUCAAAAUGAUAUUCAAACUGCUUUGCAGACUGUUGAACAUAGUUUGCAUGAACAUAAUUUGACCAUAUUUCUUUUAAUACUGAUACACACAAAUUAAUCAUAAAUCUUAAUAUUUAAAUUUAAUCUAUAAUUUGGCAGUUUAAAUAUUUAUUUUCCGGUAGUUUGACAGUUUAAAUUUGAAAUUGGGAAAACAGAUGCAGAUAAAAUGAGAUCAUGUUUAACCAUUUUAGUCUUUAUUCUCUUCCUAUAAGUAUACUGAAUAUCUUAUGUACUAACACUUUCAGAUCUGCAUACAAUAGCUGCAGUAAAAUAAUGUAUAAAGAGACAGUAUGCUAAAAUGCAGUUAGUGUGCUUUUCAAUUAUGUUCAGUUUAUAAUAUGUAUUGUAUAACAUUAAACAGUCAAGUUGACCUCACUGUUGAAAGUUCAAGCAUGAAAUUUUUAGUUAUCUUGUUGUAGCCUGCAACCAAGCAUAUUAAUCCACUUUUAUUAUCAUUUUCUUGCUGAAGUGAAACAGAAAAUGUACAGCAAGCUGGGUUUUUAGUUACUUAACUUCCAAAGACAUAUUAUUGUUCUUGUACUUUUUUUCUUUGUAUCAUUUCCCCAAAAUACAAGUAUAUAUUAGAAAUGUUUAGAUUACAAAUGCAAAUCUGACAGAAAAGGGGAAAUUAAUGUACAUUCUCUUCUACUGAGACCCAGCUAGUAGCGGACUAAACUCUGGGCUCAAAUCCCUGCUCAGCCAUAGAAACCCCACUAAGUCACUCAUUCUGAUGGGAAGGGAAUGACAAACUUUCUCUGCAUAAAUCUUGCCAAGAAAAUCCUAGGAUAUGAUGGUCAUAAGUUGGACUCAACUAGAAGGCACAUAGCAACAACAAAUUCUAUCAGUGGUAGACUUGUACCAAAUAGUGAAUAGUACAGUUCUCACUUUGAAUGAAGGCGCCAUGGAAAUUUGUGUCAGGAAGGAUAAAACUAAUGCACAUAUUCUUUACCUGCUAGGCUUGUUAUUAAUAACAAAUAGUAAAAUUUCUACCCUCUAUGGAGGUUACAUUAUUUCUCUCUGCUGCGAUCCCAAUGCACCGCCGUCUCAAAUGACCCUGUUACCUGUAUCUUAUCUUGCAACUUUCUUUGGUUUCAUGGUAUAGUGUUGGUUUGAGAUGUUUACAUGGACACUGCAAUCAAAGUUAACAAUCUUUAACAAUUUGGGUGUUACAAAUGGGAAAUUAUGGUAACAGAAGCCAAGACUAGUAGAAUGUCAAAGAUUUCAGGAUAGGAUCCUAUGUAACAGCAAUGCUAGUAUGUUUUCAUUAUUAAUGUUAUUUUUAUGGCCCUCAUUUGAGGGUAUCUUGAGUAGGGAAUGAGCUUAAGUACCUACUGUCAGUGGAAUGGUUGAACCACUGCUUUUGCUAGACAUGAAGGGCAAAGUGUUGAGGCUUCAUUACAUUGUACAAGACUUGUGUAGCCACAUUGAACAGAAGUGUUUGGAAUAUAUAACGCCUACUUGAAGUGUUGGUGAUACAGAUUACCAUGUCGAGUUCAUUUUGAUGACAUUACAUGCAUAUUAUAGAUGUAAACUUUACUGGGCAUGCAGCAUUACAGUCCCAGUUGUCCAUCAGGUAUAAGAGUAGUGAUCCUGGUUUCUCAAGAUGUGUGUUUAUUACCUGAUCAGUAGUUUGUUUGAAUUUACUCUGCAAAUAUCACCUUAGGCUUGGAUGUCUUCUGAUAGUUUUCCAUUUUUAGUUAACCUACUAUACUAUAGUAGGCCUUAAAAUUUGUGUCUGAUUUAGGCCCCAUACAGACCGGCACAAAGCGCCGGCCUGUGGGCAGAGUCAUUGUGCAGCAUCCUCAUGCUGGAUGCCCUAACCCUGCCCCCACAGUGCCAUUUUAUCAUGCGCCGGUCCACACGGUGCACGUCAACAUGAAACACCUCCGGCUUUUUGUAGCUCCUUUUUGCGCUCUCCAAAGGCUGAAUUGGGGCUAUGGCGUGAGGUUGCUGCAGCCCCGAUCUGGCCAGGUAAUGAAUUAAGUAAUGAAUCAAGAGCUUGCUUUUGCAAGAUUUACAUUUAAUAAAUAAAGUUUUUGAUAACUGUGGGAAUUUGUUGUUCAUUAGAUGAUGGGUCUGUGCUAUUGCAAACUGCAUGUGCUCAAUCAGUAUUGCUUGUGUGUACUGGAUUCAGUAUUGUUUGUAUGCCGCCCCUUAGGGCCAAUCUGUAUAGCCCAUUAAUUAUCCUGGGAUAAUUGUCUGUUCCCUCCUGUACUAGAAGAACCAUAUUGGCUUCAUGUAUCUGAUUUAAUGGGUUGAAGCCUUCGAAGAAAGAAAAAUACGAUAGAAUUGUACCAAUUGAGAAAGGUAACUAUUAUUCCUAUUUAUGUAGAUAAUAUUUAAAGUUAUAUGUUGGUGUUUGGCAUCAAUUCAGAACCUACACAAUACUUUUAUUGUGGGUGGAAUAUAUAGUAAUCCCUGAAAUUUCCUGAUCAUCCACAAGUUAGCUGACUGUCUACUGAGUUAUCCUGGAAUUUUCCUAUCAGUGUCUCUAAUUUGCUGGAAAAUUGAGUUGCUGCUACUUAACUAUAUUCCCAAUAUCCUGCCUUGCCUGUCUCACUCAACAGUGUUCCAUUACCUUCACUUUUGACUCCUUGUAAGUUCACCCUCCUCCCCCCCAUCCUGAGAAAUAAUGAGUAAAGAGUUCUAGCGAACUAGACUCUAAAAAACAAAACAGUUCUAAGUAAUGAAUCAAAAGCUUGCUUUUGCAAGAUUUACAUUUAAUAAAUAAAAGUUUUUGAUAACUU
Molecule: messenger RNA, 9284 nt
Organism: Sceloporus undulatus (fence lizard)
Lineage: Eukaryota; Metazoa; Chordata; Lepidosauria; Squamata; Phrynosomatidae
Gene: PDS5B
Product: PDS5 cohesin associated factor B
Biological process (GO): DNA repair; mitotic sister chromatid cohesion
Cellular component (GO): chromatin; nucleus
Source: RefSeq, a predicted model, not a curated record